Messenger RNA from Rhagoletis pomonella (apple maggot), 588 nucleotides. RefSeq lists its product as uncharacterized. NCBI's taxonomy places the organism in Eukaryota, Metazoa, Arthropoda, Insecta, Diptera, Tephritidae. The record is from RefSeq and is a predicted model, not a curated record.
GGUAAUGACCAGGAGGAUUCCGAACAUAACAACAUUUUACAUACAAUUGUGGCAGAGCUCGUGGAUUCAUCAAGCGAAUCAGACGACGAGAUUUAUCAACUGCUUGCUGGGAAUUCUGACAGCGAAGAUGCUGCUGUCAUUGAACAAAUUUUAAAAGUUACUCGACGAACACCCAGAAAUUGUAUAAAAAACUACUUUGAAUGUGUAGUACCCACAUACACCGACAAAGAAUUUGUUACACAUUUUCGUAUUACGAGGGAGCUAUUUAACAAUUUAGCAAUGAAAUAUGAGGGAAGCAACGUAUAUAGAAAUCUGCGCUCCAAUAAGAGAUUUUCAGCAGACAAAAGUUUAGCUUUGUUUCUGUGGUUUGCCGGCCAUGAAGCGUGCAGUUUCCGCGACUUGGCCGACCGCUUCGAUCUAACAAUUUCUAGCGUUUCCCGUACGAUUGAAAGACUGACAGUUUUCAUUAGUAGAAUGAGCCCAGAGUGCAUUAAAUGGCCCAGCACUCAGAGAAAGCAAGAAACCGCCAAUUAUUUCGCGAAGUUUAGAUUUUCAAAAGCACAGGUAAAAAAUUUUAAAAAUGAUUGA